This is a messenger RNA of Aspergillus bombycis, 201 nucleotides long. RefSeq lists its product as uncharacterized. The record is from RefSeq and is a predicted model, not a curated record. The coding region runs from base 1 to 201 and encodes 66 amino acids. The transcript has 3 exons. Lineage: Eukaryota; Fungi; Ascomycota; Eurotiomycetes; Eurotiales; Aspergillaceae.
AUGGACAUUAAUAAGCUCAAGAAGGGCUUCAACGACACCACAGAAUCCGCGAAGGAUCAAAUCAGUAAAUUCUACGAAAAGCCAGGCGAGACCGCAAACGAUGCUUUGAACAAGGGCAAAGAACAGGCUGCCUCUGCUGCCGAGAACGCCAAGGCGACCUUGGACAAGGCUCUGGGCAAAGGAGAGAACAACAACGUUUGA